This is a messenger RNA of Morchella importuna, 468 nucleotides long. RefSeq lists its product as uncharacterized. NCBI's taxonomy places the organism in Eukaryota, Fungi, Ascomycota, Pezizomycetes, Pezizales, Morchellaceae. The transcript is spliced from 2 exons. The record is from RefSeq and is a predicted model, not a curated record. The coding region runs from base 1 to 468 and encodes 155 amino acids.
AUGUCGGCUCUUGAGGGACUCCCGUCGUUUUCAAAGGACGCCUUCACAAAUACAAGCCCGGAAUGUGUAUACAAAGAAGUUCACCGUAUCAGAAGCCGAAAGGACCCUAAACCGGAGGUCGCAACUGUCAGGGACUACCAAGCUACACUAAUCAGGCACCGCCCAUUGCCGGAGGUGAAGAGCAUCCUACUCAUCGAUGGAGUUGACCCGAAGUGCAAACAUGUUUUCAAAUUCAAAUCAACCGACUUUGCACUCCCGUUUCUCUACAGUGACUCUACAGCCCAUUCUCUAACGUCUCAAACGCGGUCUCAGAAACCUCCACGUACAGAAGCCGGACCCUCAACUGAACGCAAACGUCCUAUUGAGCCACGGGUAAACGUGGAUGUUGCAGUAGCGCCAGAGAGGAAGAGACCCAGGCGGGAAUCAGAAAGGCGUGCUGAAGCUGCAGAAAGCCAGCGGGAACGAUAG